Camelina sativa (false flax) is the source of this 1466-nucleotide messenger RNA. RefSeq names its product protein SOB FIVE-LIKE 1. Gene Ontology annotation, biological process: cytokinin biosynthetic process. The record is from RefSeq and is a predicted model, not a curated record. Lineage: Eukaryota; Viridiplantae; Streptophyta; Magnoliopsida; Brassicales; Brassicaceae.
AAAGGCUGCAACCAUUUUAAAGACAAGUGAGUGAGGAUUGGAGGAGGAUGAAGAGUAUUAAAGGAAUAAGAAAGAGGAACAGCUCUUAACCUAAUUAAGUAAAUGCUUCUUUUAUUCCUUCUUGUUUGUUGAGGUGGGUCUCUUCUGAUUUCCACCUCAAAAGCUGAUCUUUUCUAUUUAAGAUAUAGCCAGUGAAUACAUAGAGAGAAGAGAGAGAGAAGAGAGAGAGAGAGAACCAUAUGAUUAUUAUCAAUUAAGAAGAGCACAGAAAGGACAAGUCAUACAACCUAUGAGCUUUGGUUACACAUAACUAAUGACAGAGCUCAGAAGGAUGAUGCUUGUUAUGUGGAUACUGAUGUGUCCGGACUCUAAGACUAGAUUACGGUUUGUUAGGGAACCAAUAUAUUUGUUUAAAGAAAGGUUUUAGUCAUAUAAAUAUAUUAAUUUCUGUGUUGAAAAAGAAGAGCAUAGGCUUUUAAUUCUAUAUGAGAGAGUGUACUUUAUAAUGAAGAAGGCACUAACCUUCCUUCCCUUCAUAUAUAUCUGCAAUGAGCUUUGUCUGGUAGUGCUUCAAUUGAGUGAAAACUAUGGUGCUAGGGUUGCCAUGUGGUGAAACUUACUCCUUCUCUUCAAUUAUAUGAGGCUUCCUAUAGGCUCCGGCUUUUCUUGAUACUUCAAAAAAUACCAACAAAAAAAAAUUAUAUUUAUUGAUGAUGGAAGAGCAAAGCAAAUGAGAGACAGAGACACAGUGCCUAUAUCAGAGAGUAAAUUGGUGAGGCGGAUUGAAACACAUAAGCCAUGGAGUCUCCGAGGAACCAUGGUGGCUCUGAGGAGGAGGAGGAAUACAGCAGUUGUGAGUCAGGGUGGACUAUGUACAUAGAAGACGCCUUCCAUGGAAAUGACCAUUCAUCUGUUGUUGUCGAUGAUGAUGAUGAUACACAGGUCAAAGAGGCUGAUCAUGAUGGUUAUGAGAACGAUGAUGGUGAUAGUAGUGAUGAUGGAGGUAAUGAAGAGAGUGAUGAUUCCAUGGCUUCUGAUGCAUCUUCGGGGCCUAGCAAACAGUUUCCGAUGAACAUCAACAAACAUGCAGCUAGGAAGAACGGUUCUAAACAAGUUUACCUUCAAAAACACCAACACACAGAGAAAACAUUCAGCAACGAAGGAGAAAAAUCAGACCUCAAAGCUAGACCAAGAACAAGCGCAGCUAGUCGUGUCCAGAGUAGAGGCAAGGUGAGCAAAACCAAAUAAAACUCAUGGCGAAUAAGAGAAGAAAAAUUGGGGGUUCGCUAAAAAAUCUUAAUCCUGUAAUGAAGAGAGAUGUUUCAGGUCUCUCACCAAUCGUGUUGUUUGCCUUAAAUAAGCCAUGUGUAGGUAGUUGCAUUGUUUUCUUUUGCCGGAGUAUGUUUUUUUUUGUAGAUGCUGUCCCAAAUAAGUUAUUUGCACGGUUCUGCGUUGGAGCCCGGUUA